Drosophila hydei is the source of this 1012-nucleotide messenger RNA. RefSeq lists its product as uncharacterized. Bases 91 to 738 code for a protein of 215 amino acids. The record is from RefSeq and is a predicted model, not a curated record. The transcript is spliced from 2 exons. Gene Ontology annotation, molecular function: DNA binding. NCBI's taxonomy places the organism in Eukaryota, Metazoa, Arthropoda, Insecta, Diptera, Drosophilidae.
AACACGAACAUUUUCAUAAAUUGUGCGUUUACUACGAGGAUAUAUAAAUAUAUCUAUAUACAUACAUAUAUAUUUAUAGGCUGAUUAGCUAUGUCAUGCCAGCCGCCAGCCAACGACGUGCAGUAUCUGCGCUGUCUGAAGUGCAUGAAGAUCAUAAAGUGCUCGCGCUAUGACACCAGCUGCUUGGUGCAUCACGUGCAAAAGGAUCAUCCGGAGAUCCUGGAGGAACCCAAUGAGAAGAUGCUUAAUCUGCACAAGCUGGCCGCCGAGCACGGCAUUAACAACGAGCGUCUCUCGGAGAUCAGCAAGAUGACCGGCAUGUCCGAGGUGCAGAUGGCCGACGAGGCCAACCGCUAUUUGCAGCGCAAGCAACAGGACGAAGAGCACAAACAGAAUCGUUCAGUUCACUUGGCAACUGACUCGAAGGAAUUGAAUCGCCGUCAAUUUUAUCGCAGCUCCAUCGAACGCUGGAUACCCACAGACGGCUGCAUCUGCUGUCCCAGCUGUGGCGCCAAUCGACGGCCACUGAUCAAGACCAGUAACGACAUCCACACGAGCACCAGCUGCCCGGCAUCGUGCGUGACCAACUGCUGGCCCUUCUGCUUUCUGCCCUGCCUUCAGUCGUCGGACAAUCGCGAAUAUCUGCACUGUUCCAAGUGCAAAACAUUUCUGGGCAUCUAUGAUCGCGAAAGCAAUUGCAUACGACCCAAUCGUGAAUUUGUGGCAGCUGCUCAAUAAAUUUAGUUUGCAGCAAUUUCGAAUUCAAACUUAUAUUAUGUAUUUUAAGUAAAAAAACCAAAAAGCUUAGCCAAUACAAUUACCCAAAUUGUCCCAAUUGGGACUUGCUGAAUGGACAGCACUGCAAGCUUAGCCGAGACCAUAACCAGUGGAAUGCUAUUAAGUAGCACGACUUUUAUUGCAAUUAAAAGCUUAAUUACCCUAGACAUCGACCCAAUGAGAUCAAUUAAUUUGUAUUUUGCGCAUUGCAUAUUUACGCCAACAGUCUAAUCAA